UAAUACCUGCUGGGCAUUGCUGCCUGUCGCACCUCCUCCGGUGCCCAUGGGUCAGCGAGAGAAAAUAAGACUUGUGACACAAACAUCUUUAUUGUAGGCCUAUCAAUUAAUAGGCAAACAUCGGAAAUACACAUUCAUAAACUACUUGAUGCAUACACAGGAGGUGCCUUCCUCAACCACCUUCGCAGGUAGCUGUAGCCUUACGCCAGAAGCAGAUGUCAUCAGGUGGUGUCCAACCCUCUCUGGGUGUUUCGGCCCUGAACCACAACACCCGCUCCAGCUGGUGGGCCCGCAGUGAGGGGCCAGUCUCACUGCCCAUCUGCUCCUGGCGUACAGCUUUGCUCCUCUCUCUUACACCAAUAAUACAUACAUUCCAUACAUUGAUAAGCAUAAAAAAGGAUAAAAUAAAUAUAUAGCCUAUAUUAUAUAUUUUACAGUGUCGAUGUACGGAACCCGGCACAACGAGAUGGUCGUCAGAGUUGCUGGCUCAGCUAACAAGAAGCUCAUAUGAGCCUGAUUAAUGACAACAUAGGAGGUUGCUUCGAACAGAUGUCAGUGCCAUCUUGACAAAACAUUUUGGCAAUCCUGCAAACAAGCACAUUCGCUGAGUACAUUGUGUUUCGGUGUGGAGAGGACACCAAGGAGUUGGUGGAGUGUGGCCCACACAUGAACACAGCCUGAGGACAUGCCUCAUUCAUCACAUUGAAAUGAAAUUAAAUUACAAUCUGCUAUCGCAAAACUUGUCUUAGGCAAUAAUUGACCGCAGGCUAUAAUUUCAGAGAGUGACAAAGUAUAUGCAGGGGGGAUCAGCUGGCUUUGAUCAUGUCCACAUGGCAUCUCUCAACCCCACCCAGAACACAGACUGGAGCAACACUAUAUUCUAGAACAGACAUGUCUAGAACAGAUGACCAGUCCUCAUUGCUGUAGUUUUUCAUAUGGACAGCCUGUUCUUUGCCUAUACUAUGCACAGCAAGGCACCACUGUAGCCCACUAGAAUGAAAACACACGUCAUUGAAGACAAACUUCCAUGCUUUCCCUAUUUAUUGGCUGUUUAUUGAAACACUAAGAUCAGUGUUUUUGCUGCUUUCCAGCAAAUGGAAGCAAUUUCCUGUAGGUUUCAGUUACAGGAUUUUUCCAGUUUUCACAUUUAUGGGUUGAACCACUGGCCUGUCCUUAUUCAUUAGCCUAUAAUCUUUUGAAAAGUUAAAGUUUUGAUAGCAGACGUUUUAACAAGGCCCUGCAGUAGGGCUUUUAGAAUGAUACAUUUUCAGCUGAAGAUGACCCAGAGCUGUUAAGCAUGAAUAACUACAAAAUACUCGAAAGUUACGAAAGUUUCACAUUCCACUUCAUCACACACAGUUGGGCGAGCAACGAUGUCCAGACGGCUUCCUGCAGAAUGCUGGAUAGAUAGACCUUUGACGAAAGUGCUGAAUUUGGAAUAACUAGCCUUUUUUGACGCACUAUUGCCUCCGGUAAGGACCUUACAGAUGCAAUACUAUCGAUCUACACUUAAAAUCGCCAAGACGCAAGUAUACAUACCAAGGACAACCUGUUACUGCGUUUAUGAGAAGUUGUCCGUGCCUGAAAAGAACACGCCCCGCGCAGUCUAUCGAAUUACACAGGAUAAAAUCAGCACAACCGACAGGGAACGUCAAAGGGGGAUAUUGUAACAUCACCAGACAGUGGACAGUGAUCCGUUUCUACUUUUUUUGUGGCAACAUUGUAUCAAUUAGAAAGCUACUUUUUUUGAGAGACGACUAAAAUCAAAACAAGACGCCUUCCGCUCGGUUUGUUUUUGUUAGGACUCAUCAUCUGCAGGACUUAAAAAUUCUUUCGGAUGCCUUUACUGACCGAUGAUUCAGAUUGAAAGGGCAAAAUCCAGGUAAUUAACAUUUACAGAAGUCAACAACUCACGGUGCAAUGAUGGAUCAAGAUUAUGAAAAGCACGACUAUGGAAACUACUCAUAUGAUUACCUAGAGUAUGGCGACUUUGAGGACGACAAAGGAGGUUACAAGCAGAAAGAGACGCUGCACAUCAUUUCAGUGGUGAUUUAUAGCCUAUCCUUUAUACUGGGCGUCUCUGGCAACGGGAUCGUGAUAUGGGUGACGGGAUUCAAAACCAAGCGGACGGUCAACAGCCUGUGGCUCCUGAACCUGGCCGUGGCUGAUUUUGUCUUUGUGCUGUUCUUACCCGUGUCCAUUGACUACGUCCUGAGGGACUUCCAUUGGCACUUUGGGCAGGUCAUGUGCAAACUGAACUCGUUUGUGGCCAUGAUCAACAUGUACGCCAGCGUCUUCUUCCUGACGGUGCUCAGCAUCGACCGCUACGUCUCGCUGGCGCACCUCAACUGGUGCCGGAUCCACCGCAAGGUGAGCCGCGCCAGGUGGCUGUGCGUGGCCGUGUGGCUGCUCUCGGCCUCCCUCAGCUACCCGGCUCUGGUGUUCCGAGACACCAUGGAAUACAACGGCCGAGUGCUGUGCUUCAACAACUUCCACGCCACGUCGGAGGGGGCGGCCAAAAGACACAUCGCCAUGGUGAUCCAGCGCACCAUCGUGGGCUUCCUGCUCCCCUUCGCCGCCAUCUGCGUCAGCGGCGUCCUGCUCACCGUCCGAGUGCGCCAGUCCAGGGCCACGCACGUGUCCCGUUUCUCCAAGACGGUGUCCGUGGUCAUCCUGGCGUUCUUCGUGUGCUGGGUGCCGUUCCACGCCUUCAGCCUCAUGGAGUUGUCCAUGCACCAUUCGCUGGUGCUGCACAGGGUGCUGCAGACCGGCUUCCCAUUGGCCACCAGCCUGGCCUUCUUCAACAGCUGCAUCAACCCCGUGCUUUACGUGCUGGUCAGCAAGAAGGUCAGGGACCUAUUGAAGCGCUCCUGCCUGGACAUCACAAAGAACUCCCUGCGAGAGCUCAGCCAGUCCAUCUCAGCCACCAAGUCGGUCUCCCUGCCGCCACAACCACCACCCAACAACAACACCAACUGCCAACAAGAGGAGCCCUUGGCGUUGUCGGUUGUAUGA
This is a messenger RNA of Engraulis encrasicolus (European anchovy), 3015 nucleotides long. It is a transcript of the gene cmklr2, whose product is annotated as chemerin chemokine-like receptor 2. Gene Ontology annotation, biological process: inflammatory response; positive regulation of cytosolic calcium ion concentration; complement receptor mediated signaling pathway. Gene Ontology annotation, molecular function: G protein-coupled receptor activity; complement receptor activity. The transcript is spliced from 3 exons. The record is from RefSeq and is a predicted model, not a curated record. The coding region runs from base 1921 to 3015 and encodes 364 amino acids. Lineage: Eukaryota; Metazoa; Chordata; Actinopteri; Clupeiformes; Engraulidae. Gene Ontology annotation, cellular component: plasma membrane.